AUGUUACGAGAACGUACUGACAAACCAGUGGUUGGAAUUAUGCAAUCUAGUCCGAUUCACGCAACACUUCUAAGAAAUCGAUUCGAAAAUGUAACAACAAAUAAAGAAUGGGAAUUAUUGUUGAAUAGAAGUAUUCACAACAUGGCAUUGGAUCACCGAUGCGGAGGAAUCAAAGCGAUUAACAUUUCACCCGUUAGUUUAGAACUUGCUGGACAAGAUGUUAUCAAUGUGGCAAUGAGUGAAGCAGCCAGUGAAUUUGUGAAGAACAACGGAUGUGAUGUUGUCAUAUUGGGAUGUGCAGGAAUGAGCGGAUUGAAGAAAAAGAUGCAACAGACGUUUCUUACUAUGGGAUUGAAAGCUUCGAUUAUUGAUCCAGUUAUUGCUGAAUAUGAAGUUCUAUCAGGAUUGGUAACUGCGCAAAAAACCUAA
This is a messenger RNA of Adineta ricciae, 429 nucleotides long. The record is from the annotation of a GenBank genome assembly. NCBI's taxonomy places the organism in Eukaryota, Metazoa, Rotifera, Eurotatoria, Adinetida, Adinetidae.